CUCGAGAGAAAUCCCUGAGCGAGAACAUGAAGCUGCUUCCCCUGCUCACAGCUGCCUCCUGCCUCACGCCCCCGGGGCCCUCUCUCUCUGCACAGCAAGUGAUGAAGUUGUUUUUUCCAGAUCACAUGAGCCAGGAUGAAGGGGGAAAAUCCUGCCAGGAGCAGAGAUGGGCUGCAACUUGAACCCGACCGAGGGGAGCCACAGAGCAGUGCCUGGAGGGCUAUAUAAGAAUGUGCCAGGCACAAGAGCAAACACUUUCUCAGGUGAAGGACUCGCAUGAAUCAGCCAUGAAUGAAGACGCUGUUUCCAGGAGGCUUGGAGCCACUAACAAAGUCUGUUUGUAUUUCAUCAUCGCCACCAUGGGCACAUUGUUCAUCUUUGCCUUGGCCACCAUCAUGGUCCUGGUCGUCCAGAGGACGGUAGCUGAUCCUGCCAUGGAGGGCAUCAAAAAACCCAUCAGGACAGGGAACACCUUUGAAGACUAUUUGAGGAUCCUACAGAGUGUCCCAGGCAAGGGAGCUGCUGCCUACAUGAGAGUGUCCAGCACAGUGAACAGCUCCAAGCUGAGCCUGGUGGAGAAGGGGAUCUGUGAGAACAUCCAGUGUAACGGCCAGGAGCUGGUGAUCACGGAACAAGGCCUCUACCUGAUCUUCUGCCACUUGAACUUUCACUUCCCCAACUGCUCCAAGAGCCCCAUCGACCUCAAGAUCGAGCUCCUGGUGAACGGCAGGGUGGACAGGCAGACGUUGUCCACACUGUGCACGUCAGAAACGUGCCAAGACAAGACUUUUAAGACCUUGCUCCAGCUCCACUUGACAGAUCUGAAAGUGGAGGACCGAAUAUCAGUAACACUGAACCAUCCCGAAUUCCUGAAUGACGUUUCCCUUCCCAACGAAAACGUUCUUGGGGUCUUGAGGUACAGGGAUGGAAUGGCAGCUCCCUGAGCUCCCACUGCCAGCCAGACUUUUUCUCUGAACACCAGCAGCCUGCUUUAAACCACCAGCCUGGUUUAAAUUUCCCACCUCACCUCAUCCCUAGGGUGAACAAGGAACUUUGUGAGUGUCCCAGAAAUAAAACACUGCAAGAGCUAAGCCUGCCAGCUUCCCUGGCUUGGCUUCGGGUGGGAUGGUUGGACUCUCCAGCACACAACCCACAGACCCACCGAGGGAUCCUCGAAAUAAUCUGUGCAAACACAGAUUAAACCUCAGGCAGAUCAUGGGAAGACUCCACAAUACGGAGAUUUUUAGGGUCAUAAACUGCUGGCACAGCACCUGUGCUCUGGACAUGGGGAAAUCUGUUUAACUCUAUUUUAUGGAGUAGUGAUUUAACCUGGUCUUUCCAAAAACCCAACAGUCAAAGCUUGUAGUCAAGGCCCUUCUUUACCACAGGCACACGGUGACAACUCUGGAAUAGAUUCAUGGUACAACAGCAAAAAUGAUGAAAUUAUUGACUCUCAGGCUGGUAGCUAAACUUUGGGGCAGGACAUAGGAGAUAUGGGAUUUACAGGAUAUUUCUGUGCUGCAUUCUGCUAUGGACCUUAUGCCAUUUCCUUCAGGUGUCUUCCUUGUCACUAUUUAUCCAUCUUUCCUAUUUAAAUAUAAAUCUCUCUGGGACAGAGACUUUGUCUAAGCAGAGUGUUCAGCCUCUGUUCUCCCCUGGGGUUCUCAGGCCUUUCCACAUUAAAUAUUAAAAUAGCAAUGGAGUUGCUGAUUUGGCAAAUAGCAAAGUUCAUUUCCUCGAGUGCCACCCUGCCAGUCUGGCAGUCCCAGUGUGACACAGACCACACCGGGCUGGGAAUCCUCUUCCAACACCAACACUUCCUGGAAGACCAGGGCUCCAGACUUCCCCAAAGCCCAGACUUUGAUCCAGACUUUCCCAAAGACGGUUUCAGACUGGCCCUCAGCAGAGAGCUGAGAUGUUUGAGCAGGCCAGAGAAUGGGUGGCAUUUGAGCUUCUUUGGCUGCCUGAAAUGUUCAGAGAAUGCAGAAUAGAAGAACAAUCUCAAAUCCUCUUAUUCCAUGAAUUGCAGUAACCCAAACAUUUAUUUGCAAUUUCAUUCUUACAGUGUGGGGAGGGAAGGGACCAAGAUGUUGCCAAAGUUGGUGCCAGUUUAGCCCUUCCCCUUUUUCCCUCAUCUCUGGGAUCCCAGGGAGGCCUUUUCUCACCAUUAUUGGAGUUUUUCCCCUUGCACAACUGACAUUUUUCUAUGACUGGAGCUUGGCAAACUCUCCACAGCAAACAUUUAGUCAUAGAUUGAGUUUCUGGCUCCAGAAACCUGGUGGUUUAUCUCAUCCAAGCUCAGUGCCUGCUGCUGACUGAUGUAGCUCAGUUGGUGUGAGCACACUCCAAAUAUUCCUCAGAGCAGCAAUUUGUUUCUUGUUUUACAUCACCAGAAACUGAUGGUGCAUAUCAAUGAGGUUUUGUCUCGUCCACCAGGUGACUUCAAAUGACACCAGACACUUCCCAAAGGUCAGGAACAAUUGAUAUGAUUCACUUCUAGAGAUACCCACUUUCUGUUUUGAUGAACAUUGAUGCAAACAAAAAUUCCUUUUGCUGUCAAUGA
This is a messenger RNA of Cyanistes caeruleus (blue tit), 2563 nucleotides long. It is a transcript of the gene TNFSF8, whose product is annotated as TNF superfamily member 8. The record is from RefSeq and is a predicted model, not a curated record. NCBI's taxonomy places the organism in Eukaryota, Metazoa, Chordata, Aves, Passeriformes, Paridae. Gene Ontology annotation, biological process: immune response; CD8-positive, alpha-beta T cell differentiation. Gene Ontology annotation, cellular component: membrane. Gene Ontology annotation, molecular function: tumor necrosis factor receptor binding.